This is a messenger RNA of Striga hermonthica, 5304 nucleotides long. The record is from the annotation of a GenBank genome assembly. Lineage: Eukaryota; Viridiplantae; Streptophyta; Magnoliopsida; Lamiales; Orobanchaceae.
AUGGCGGGAGGCGCGGCCGGAGGUUUUGUGACUCGAGCAUUCGAGUCGAUGCUCAAAGAGUGUGCUGUCAGGAAAUACGAUGCGCUCCAGUCUGCCAUUCAGGCUUGCUUAGACAGUGGAAAGGACCUUAAUCAGCAGUCUAGCAUUGGAGAGGCUAAGGAAGCUUUAUCAGAAGUUUCAAAUCAAAGUUCAUCUGAGCCUGAUGCUAGAGUUGAAGAAACUGAGGUGGGAGAUGGUCCUUCCAUUGGAAAUCCAUCUGUUCCUGAGGAGGUAGAAAGGCCAACCAAAUGUACUGAAUCGAUCACAGUGGUCUUGGCGAAGACAAGUCAUACUUUAGGGGAAGCUGAGGCUGAGCUUGUCCUGAAUCCUCUUAGGCUUGCCUUUGAAACAAAGAACAUAAAGAUCGUGGAGCUUGCAUUGGAUUGCCUUCAUAAACUCAUUGAAUACAAUCACCUGGAGGGUGAUCCUGGUCUUGAUGGUGCUAAAAACGCGCAACUAUUUGCAGACAUCUUGAAUAUGGCCUGCAGUUCCGUGGAUAAUUCCUCACCAGACAGUACCACUCUUCAAGUAUUGAAAGUGCUUCUUACUGCCGUAGCGUCAACAAAGAUGCGAGUUCAUGGUGAACCCUUGCUGGGAGUCAUCCGGGUGUGCUAUAACAUUGCUCUCAAUAGCAAGAGUCCAAUCAACCAAGCAACGGCAAAGGCAAUGCUUACACAAAUGCUCAGUACCGUUUUCAGACGGAUGGAAACAGAUGUGGUCUCUUCAAAUCCUGAGCCCUCGGCAGUUCACUUGGAACACGGGUCAAAACCAAUGGUUGAAGAACUGUCAUCCAGUAAUAAUAAUGAGCCAAAUAUGAUAUUGCGUGAAACACUCUCUCCGAAACCAAUAAAUGAUGCAUCUGAAGAAAUUCAGGGUCUCGUCGGUGGCACUGAUAUAAAGGGUUUAGAAGCUGUUCUUGAGAAGGCUGUGGAUCUUGAAGACGGUACAAAAGUCACAAGAGGGAAGGGCCUGGAGAACAUGAGUGUCGUACAAAGAGAUGCAUUACUUCUUUUCCGUACUCUUUGUAAGAUGGGUAUGAAGGAGGACAAUGAUGAAGUUAUUACCAGAUCACGGAUUUUGUCUCUGGAGCUUCUGCAGGGUUUAUUGGAAGGUGUUAGUUACUCGUUCACAAAAAACUUUCCAUUCAUCGACUCGAUUAAAGCUCACCUUUCAUAUGCAUUACUACGAGCAUCAAUGUCGCACUCUCCUGCAAUAUCUCAGUAUGCAACAGGAUUAUUUGCAGUUCUUUUGUUGCGUUUUAGGGAAAGCUUCAAGGCAGAGAUUGGAGUCUUCUUCCCAGUGAUUAUUCUACGAUCAUUGGAUGGCUCAGAUGUAAACCAAAAAUUAAGUGUUCUUCGGAUGCUGGAGAAGGUAUGCCGGGAUCCUCAGAUGCUUGUUGACCUCUAUGUGAACUAUGACUGUGAUCUUGAGGCACCAAACUUGUUUGAAAGAGUGAUUGCCACAUUGUCCAAGAUUGCUCAAGGUACACAUAAUGUGGAUCCAAAGUCUGCAACCACACUACAGACUGGGCAACUUAAGACAUCAUCUCUUCAGGGUCUUGUGAAUGUGCUGAAGUCAUUAGUGCUUUUGGAGAAGUCUCAUAGAGAAUCAGAAAAUCAGAAUGAGGGCAAGGAAUUUUCGGAGGAUGCAAUUUCAUCUAGAGAAUUGAGUGAAUCAAAAAGUAAGGAAGACUCACCAAGCAAUUUUGAGAAGCUGAAGGCUCAUAAAUCCAUCAUUGAAACUGUUGUCUCUGAGUUUAAUCGACAUCCAGGAAAGGGCAUUCAGCAUUUAAUAUCCAGUGGGUUGGUGGAGAAAACUCCAGCUGCAGUUGCUCAGUUUCUGAGAAAUACCCCUAAUCUAGACAAGGCUAUGAUUGGGGAUUACUUGGGCCAGCAUGAGGAGUUCCCCCUCGCUGUUAUGCAUGCAUUUGUGGACUCCAUGAAUUUCUCUGGAAUGAAGUUUGACUUAGCCAUCCGUGAGUUUCUUAAAGGCUUUCGACUUCCAGGGGAAGCUCAGAAGAUAGAUAGAAUAAUGGAAAAAUUUGCAGAACGCUAUUGUGCAGAUAAUCCUGGUCUAUUCAAGAAUGCCGACACCGCUUAUGUCCUUGCUUAUGCAGUUAUAAUGUUGAAUACUGAUGCUCAUAAUCCAAUGGUUUGGCCAAAAAUGUCCAAAAGUGAUUUUGUACGCAUAAAUGCGAUGAAUGAUGCUGAAGAAUCUGCUCCUCCGGAACUCUUAGAGGAGAUAUAUGAUUCUAUUGUUAGAGAGGAGAUAAAAAUGAAAGAUGAUCCUGCUGGAAUUUUGAAUAACAGUAAGCAAAAGCCAGAAAUUGAGGACAGAGGUCUCAUCAACAUUCUGAAUCUGGCUAUUCCAAAAAUGAGCUCUUCAACGGACACUAAGCCUGAGAGCGAGGCAAUUGUCAAGCAAAUUCAGGCUAUAAUGAAGGAUCGCGGGGGAAGAAGAGGGGUCUUCUACACUUCACAUAGAAUUGAACUUGUACGUCUCAUGGUUGAAGCUGUAGGAUGGCCAUUACUUGCUGCUUUUGCGGUUACUAUGGGUGAAAUAGAUAACAAACCGAGGAUUGGUCUUUGUAUGGAAGGGUUCAAAGAAGGGAUACACAUAACAUAUGUUCUUAAAAUGGACACAAUGCGUUAUGCCCUUUUGACAUCUUUGAUUCGGUAUACUUUUUUGCAUGCACCACGAGAUAUGCAUCGAAAAAAUGUAGAGGCACUACGAACUCUUCUUACUUUAUGUGAUACUGAGAUCUAUGCCUUUCAAGACUCUUGGUUUGCCAUUCUGGAAUGCAUUUCCCGUCUAGAAUAUGCAGUAUCAUGGCCAGCUAUGACUGCAGUUGUCAUGCAAGGAUCUAAUCAAAUCUCUAGAGAUGCUAUUAUUCAAUCUCUGAGAGAGCUGGCUGGAAAACCAACCGAACAAGUUUUUGUGAAUAGCAUCAAAUUGCCCAGUGAAACAGUUGUGGAGUUCUUUACUGCUUUGUGCAGUGUGUCAGCUGAGGAAUUAAAGCAGAUUCCAGCACGUGUUUUUAGCUUGCAGAAGGUUGUCGAAAUUAGCUACUACAAUAUGGCUCGUAUAAGGCUGGUUUGGGCUAGAAUAUGGUCCGUAUUGGCCCAUCAUUUUAUUUUUGCUGGGAGUCAUCCUGACGAAAAAGUCGCUAUGUAUGCAAUAGAUUCUCUACGGCAACUUGCUGUAAAGUAUUUAGAGCGUGCUGAGCUGGCAAACUUCACUUUUCAGAAUGAUAUUUUGAAACCAUUUGUUGUUCUCAUUCGGAGCAGCAGAAGCGAUACCAUACGAAGGCUUAUAGUGGAUUGCAUUGUGCAACAGAUGAUAAAAUCCAAAGUUGGAAGCAUAAAGUCUGGAUGGCGAAGUGUUUUCAUGAUUUUCACUGCUGCUGCUGAUGAUGACACAGAACCCAUUGUUGAGAGUGCCUUUGAGAAUGUCGAACAGGUUGUACUGGAACACUUUGAUCAGGUUGUUGGAGAUUGCUUUAUGGAUUGUGUCAAUUGCCUGAUUGGUUUUGCUAAUAAUAAAAGUUCUCACCGCAUAAGUUUGAAAGCCAUUGCUCUGCUGCGGAUUUGUGAGGACCGUCUUGCAGAGGGACUAAUACCAGGUGGUGUUCUGAAACCAAUAGACAGUGCUGCAGAUGAAACAUUUGAUGUUACUGAGCACUACUGGUUUCCAAUGCUUGCUGGUCUUUCUGAUUUGACUUCUGAUCCCAGACCUGAGGUCAGAAGUUGUGCGCUUGAGGUUUUGUUUGAUCUGUUGAAUGAGAGAGGCAGCAAGUUCUCAUCUUCAUUUUGGGAGAAUAUAUUUCAACGAGUCCUGUUUCCAAUCUUUGAUAAUGUAAGACAUGCCGGAAAAGAGAGUUUUUCGUCUUCUGAGGAAGGGUGGGUCCGUGAAAGCAGUGUUCAUUCACUACAGUUGCUAUGCAACCUUUUUAACACGUUUUACAAGGAUGUGUGUUUUAUGCUGCCACAACUGCUCAGCUUACUGUUGGAUUGUGCCAAGAAAACUGAUCAGUCCGUAGUUUCACUAUCUCUGGGUGCAUUGGUGCAUCUUAUUGAAGUUGGAGGACAUCAAUUCAGUGAUCAUGACUGGAAUACUUUGUUGAAAAGUAUAAGGGAUGCUACAUAUGCAACCCAACCCCUUGAGCUUCUGAACAAUUUGGGUUUUGAGAAUGCUAAGCAUCAUAAAACAUUGACAAGGGACUUGGACAGCCCUGCAUCAGUAGCAACUUGUAGUGACAACCAUCAGGGUACUGUCUAUGAAAAUGGGAUUACAGUCCAAAAAGAAGCUAAUGUCGAUGGAAUUGUUGUAGAUGUCAAUCAAGAGACAGUGCGCCCUGUGGAUGCAGAGGGAUCUGAAGGCAUGCCAUCACCCUCGGGACGAACUGCAAGAGCUACUGAUGAUGGAGGCCUUCAACGUAGUCAGACAUUUGGACAAAGAAUCAUGGGGAAUGUGAUGGACAACCUGUUUUUGAGAAGUUUUACAUCAAAACCGAAGGACCGUACAUCUGACGUAAUGGUACCAUCUUCACCGUCCAAGAUUUUUGAUGCAGCUGUGGAGCCUGAUUCCAGAGAUGAGGAGGAAAGUCUAAUAUUGGGAACCAUUAGAAGCAAAUGUGUCACCCAAUUGUUACUUCUAGGUGCCGUUGAUAGCAUUCAGAAUAAGUUCUGGAACAAGUUGAAUGCACAACAGAAAAUCGCCAUCAUGGAAAUUUUGCUCUCUAUCCUCGAUUUUGCUGCCUCGUACAAUUCUUUUAAUAAUCUCAGAUUGCGAAUGAACCAAAAUUCCUCCGAAAGGUUGCCACCACUAAAUCUUCUUCGUCAGGAACUCUCUGGAACUUGUAUCUAUCUGAAUAUCUUACAUAAAGCAACAGAAAAAGAUGAUAAUCACAAAGUGGAUGAUGCAGAAGACGAUAAAAUUGAAGGUAUAGCGGAAGGAAAGCUUGUGUCUUUUUGUGAACAGGUGCUGAGGGAGGCAUCAGAUUUUCAAUCUAGCAUGGAGGAGACAAGUAAUAUGGACGUUCAUCGAGUUCUAGAGCUUCGAUCUCCCAUAAUAGUGACGGUGCUGAAAGGCAUGUGUCAAAUGAAUGCCCGUAUUUUCAGAAGCCACUUCAGGGACUUUUAUCCUUUGAUUACAAAACUUGUGUGCUGUGACCAGAUGGAAGUUCGUGGUGCGCUGACAGUCCUUUUCAGGAUGCAGUUGAACACACUGUUGCCGUCAAAUGGGACAAAUUCGUUGGCACGUUAA